This is a messenger RNA of Cuscuta epithymum, 638 nucleotides long. The record is from the annotation of a GenBank genome assembly. NCBI's taxonomy places the organism in Eukaryota, Viridiplantae, Streptophyta, Magnoliopsida, Solanales, Convolvulaceae.
CAAUAAUCUCGGACCAUACAUUCGCGUACCGCCAUCAUCAAGGAUGGCCGGAGAAGCAGGAAACAAUGGUAACGGAGAACGACGGAAAAUAAAUGAUCCGUCCCCUCCAUAUUAUCUGUCUAGAGGACGGGGAUCCACUGGACGAGGACGUGGACGCAUGGCGGGCUGUCAUGCACUGCAUGUGGGAGAUGGCCGUAAGGAGUUAGCCGCACCACAAGAAAGCAGCAACGCCGUUUUGCAUAAGCCAGGCUUUACGGAUGAAGAGUGGCAGACUCUUCUUAAACUGAUGGAAAAGUGUAAGACCACUCCUACCGAGGAAAAACUCUCAGGACCUACUUACGAGGACACCGAUUGGAGUGGGUGAUCAACGAGGGGGAGUUUACUACUUUCGGAGUCUGGAUCGUGUGCAAAUUCAUGCUGUGGAAGGGUCUGACUCAGGUGAUUUGUGGCACUCACGGUUGGGGGCAUCCGUCAAUUAAAAUUCUGUGUUUAGUUAAUUGUUUGAAUAAAACAGUAUUACAUUAUGUUCAAAAUAAAGCCUGUGAUGCAUGUUUACGAGGCAAACAAACCUGUGAUAUUUUUUCUAUUAGUAGUGCUCGUGCUGUUGAACAUUUUGAGUUAAUACAUUGUGACAUUUG